Bombus pyrosoma is the source of this 3715-nucleotide messenger RNA. It is a transcript of the gene PGAP1, whose product is annotated as GPI inositol-deacylase. Gene Ontology annotation, biological process: endoplasmic reticulum to Golgi vesicle-mediated transport; GPI anchor metabolic process. Gene Ontology annotation, cellular component: endoplasmic reticulum. Lineage: Eukaryota; Metazoa; Arthropoda; Insecta; Hymenoptera; Apidae. The transcript is spliced from 10 exons. Bases 876 to 3554 code for a protein of 892 amino acids. The record is from RefSeq and is a predicted model, not a curated record. Gene Ontology annotation, molecular function: phosphatidylinositol deacylase activity.
AUAUGAUCGUUGUGCAAACCAAUCAGAUGAUGGAUGAAGCAAUAUGGCAUACUAACCUAUAAAAUACGCUCAAAAUGCUCAGUUUUCGAUACGUAUAACUUUUGAAUCGUUAGAUUCCUAGAAACUUAAGACUUGUAUUUUUGGAUAGAGAUAUAAAUUUGGAUGAGAAAUAAAAAAGACAAUAAUUUAAAUGUCCGACAAACUACAGUUAAACCAUUUUCAAACUCAAUUUUCUCGAUAACGAAGCCUAAGAUGAAAGAUGUUAUACUAAAUUUUCUUUUAUUUUUUCAUGUACAAUAAUCCCAUCCAGUUUUACUACAAUUUCCACUCUAUCCUGUGCAAAUAGGUCUCUACACUCGCUAGAGAAAACUGCCCAAAAAUUGAGUUGUGAAAAAUCAACAUGGAAUACAUGAAGGGUCUUGUUCUGCAAGACAGACAGAAAUGAGUAGAGUAUCUCUGCCUCAGUCUGAAACAUUCACAGCACGUCACGCAUGUGCAGAACGAGAACCUUCAUGUCUUCCAUAUUGAUUUUUUAUGACUCAAUUUUCGAACGGUUCCUUGUAUGUUUAUGAUAUAGAAGUGUUCAGACUUGCUUAUUAUGACCCUGGGGUGACCCUGAGUAUACGCUAUAUAACUAACUUCAUUUUAUUAUUAAACCAUAGACCAUAACCAUGUUAUAUAACUUAAAGUAUUUAAAAAAAACAAAUAUAUUUAUUUAUAUUCAUUCAUAUUCUCUCAUAAUAUAAUAUAAUAUAAUAUAAGUGUACCAUAUUAAAUACAACGACAGAUAUAUAAUAUUUUCCCAAUUUUUGCGUUGAGAUAGUAAUGCUUACUUCCAUUGAAAGGAUAUAACAUUUUUUUUAUUAUUAAAUAAAAUGUUUCUAAUAAAAUCUGUAUUAGUUUAUACGAUAUUUUUUUUAUUUUUAAUGUUAAUUCUCUUACUCUACAUACUUGGAGCUGCUCUUUACAUUGCCGAUUUUGAAGACAAUACUUGUGAUAUGACAUAUAUGUUUGAAUACCCACAGUAUGUGAGAAUCUCUCUGGAUAAUGAGAUACAAGAACAAUAUCCAAGAUAUAGAUUAUACGCCUAUGGAGAAGGUUUUGUUACCGAGAAGCUUAGAAGGAUGUACUUCUCAGGAAUACCAGUACUUUUUAUACCUGGCAGUGCUGGAUCUCAUGAGCAAGUAAGAUCCCUUGCUUCUGUCAGUUUGAGGAAAAGCUUAAAAGAUAGGACUCCAUUUCAUUUUGAUUAUUUUACUAUUUCAUUUGGCAAUGAUUAUUCUGCUUUAUACGGAGGUGUAUUAAUGGAAGAGACAGUAUAUGUUUCACACUGUAUACAAAAAAUAUUGAGUUUAUACAAAACUAACAUAGAUAAUAUUGUGCUCAUAGGACAUUCAAUGGGAGGUAUUAUAGCUAAAGGUUCUAUUGUAAUGACACCAAAUGUAAACGCUAGUGUUGCAAGCAUUAUUAUUGCUUUAGCUACUCCUCAUACAGCUACUUUGAUAUUAGACCACACUUUUGCCAAUUAUUACCAGAAUCUAGAAAAACGCUUAAGUGAAAUAAAAGAUGCAGGAACAAGUGUAGUAUCAAUAGGAGGUGGACCACGAGAUAUACUUAUAACUUCAGCUCAAAUCCUAGAUCCUACAGCAGAUAUUAAUGUUCUUUCUAAUACUAUGCCAGAUGUUUGGAAAUCUACAGAUCAUUUGAGUAUUCUGUGGUGUAAACAAUUAGUACUGUCUGUUGUACAUUCAUUAUUUGAUUCUGUUAAUUAUACACAAAAACCACCUAAAAUUUUUUCUACAGCUAAAGAAAGAAUGCAAGCAUUAUCGUAUCACUUUUAUCACCGUGCUUCUGGAAAAAGAUUAUAUUCUUAUAAAGAAAUAAUACAAUUUGAACCUAGCAAUGAAUGGAUAGAGAACAUUCAAAGGCAUUAUGUAUGGACCAACAAAGGCUUGCCUAAAAGAACAUCUCCUAUCUAUCUUAUGAUUAGAUUGAAUGGACAACCAAAUUAUUUAACUAUUGAUACCAUUAAUUUAGAAUCCAAAGAUUGGUUAUUUGCAUGUACAGCAUCCAAUAUACAAGGACAAUCAAGAGUUUGCAAUUGGGGUUGGAACCUGACAAACAGAACAAGAAUUUUACCAGAUCCUUUACAUCGCUUAAGAAAAACUGUUGAUUUAAAUUUUCAAGAUAUAAAAUACCCUGAUGUAACACAUAUUAUAAUAAGAAUUACACCGGACAGUUUAGAAAACUAUAUUACUAUAAAUGUUGAUUUAUAUUCUUACAAUACAAGACUUGUACCUAUUAGGAAUACUUUACCUCUACUAAAAAAUUUAUUUAUAAUACCUCAAUCCAAGAAGUCUGAUCUUGGACAUGUUAGAUACUAUGCCAAUUUUGAUAACGCCAUGGAUGUUGUAGCUGUUGAACUUAAAGCAUUUGAAUGUACAGAUCCAAAACAUCAUGCAAUAGUUGAAUUAUUAGAACCAUGGGGUAUUAUAGUUACACAAAUUCAAUUUUUUACGGUCGUGGAUAAUGGGCCGAAAUCGAUGAAAGUCCAGACUGGAUAUAAAUAUUCCAACGUUUUUCCAAAGUUAAGGAUAACUCUAGAUCCUGCAUGUUCUUACAUAAUUAAUAUUGAAGAAGGUGGAAUUAUAGAUCGAAUAUCUUGUAUCGUGAGGGAUCGCUGGUACCUGUUGUAUACAACGAUUAUUAGUCUACUUCUAUUGUUUUUAUCUACAAGAAUUAAUCAUGGUCUCAAACAAACUCCAAUAAUAGUAAUUACAAUAUACCUCUCAUAUUGUUAUAACUUAAUGUUUGAAUGUUUAGUUGCUUUAGCAAUUGUUUGCGUAUUUACCAUUGGACUAUGCUGUUCCAUUAUAUUUCUUGGUUCAGUAGCUCAUAGUAUUGCUGUGAGAUUUCUAGCUCGCGCAAUAGCCUUUUCAACAACAUGGUCAGAUUGGCUGCUUGGUGGAUUGAGUCAGUUACCUUUUAUUACUGCAAUUCUUGUUUUAUCUUUAAUCCCGGUAACUUGUGGGGGUUUAUCUAUGCUAAUUUCAGUUUUUCUUUAUUUUUUAAAUUUGACAAAAAUCUAUGAAGAUUAUUUAGAAGAACUAUUAAUGGCUUCAUUACAACAUUUUAAUUGGAUACAACGAUUCAGAAAUACGAAAAAUGAUUCAGAAGAACAUGAUGAUACAAGAAAAAAAAUAUUCAAUCAUCUUAUUCUCUUCAUACUUUGGUGUUUUACUGCUAUUCCAGCUGUACCAUCCGUACUUGUAUGGGCAAAAAAUUUCAGUUAUGAUAUGAGACUUUCUUCUGAAGAUCCUUUGUUACUUCAAAGUUGGAUAGUUUUAGUAACAUGCAGUACAAUGGGAUGGGUGCGACUUCCUUCCAAUAAUUAUAAAAAUCGAUCUCAAAUACUAUCCAGUAUAUUAUGUUUCUUAGGUUGGGUUGUACUUUUAAUGGGAGCAGCACCUCAUCCAGCUUUUUAUCAAUAUUAUAUACCACCUAUUGUAGCUGCAGCUAUUGCUAUUAUUGCAUUAAAUGUAAUUUUUCUUUAAAUUUGUUUUUAUUCAAUUAAUACUGCUUACUUGAAAAAGAAACAACAUACAUCAAUAUCAUACGCGUAUAAAUGUAAUAUAUUAUAUUUGUCCAUAAAAUCAUUUAUUUUUAGAGAAUGUAUAAUAUAAUAUACUUAACAGAAUGUAAUUUAAGAUAGUGU